This is a messenger RNA of Monascus purpureus, 3583 nucleotides long. NCBI's taxonomy places the organism in Eukaryota, Fungi, Ascomycota, Eurotiomycetes, Eurotiales, Aspergillaceae. The record is from the annotation of a GenBank genome assembly.
GUCAGGGCCACCUCGAUCGAGUGUGAGCUGGUGUUGGAAGUGGAACUGAGACGAGAUGCUCCACGUCACUCCGCCACGUCCAGCUUUGUUUUCGCGUCAACGACCGCGGUGAAUACUCUUCGACUCCGUAUUUUACAUAACGUUGUCCUUGACCCCGUACGAGAUCAUUAACGGAUUACUACCUAUCCUUGAGCGAUUAAUCCAGUGGCUCCCCAGCAAAAUACUUACUUCUUGCAAGAAGGGACGGAGGUCGCAAACCUCACACGGCUUUUAGGCUUCAACCAGACAUAACAAUGUCAACGAGCCAAAACCCCCGCCCGCGUCGCAUUGACGAUGCCCUCUCCCAGCUUGUCGAUUCCCUUCUUCCCCCCUUCCCGGUUCCAGACGACAUCUCCACCGAAGCUGAGGAAGCCAUUGUCGAGGCUGAGGAGGAGCGACACGACAGAUACCUCUCCCGUGUCUGGCGCAUGCUCGACACGCACACCAAGUCAGCAGCCAGCGACCCGUCUGCGGAGAAUAUAAAUAAUGCGUCUGACUUGAUCAAGCGGAAGCUGCUUCGCGAAAACGCCAGCCCCGACAAAGCCGUUCGGUUCUCGAAUCUCUACUCCCGUCUGUUGACCCAGCCUGUGUUGUCGCAGAAAUGGGCAAUUCUAUACCUGCUCUACCAGCUAUCGAACUCGGAUGAGGAUAGGGAUAAUGACGUGGAUGACCGUGAGAGGAGUAGGAGUCCGUUGAUGGAGGAGGGGAAUCUGCAGAACAUGACAUCUUGGGGACAGAGGGCAAGACGAUUGACAGGAACGAGAUUGGGGGAGAGCUCAGACGAUGAGGGACCGGCUAUCAAUUCCUCGGCAUCACAGAUGCCUGCUCGAGCGGGUAGAAGGGAUUCCUUCAGAGUGGAUAUUAAAGAAAAAGAAAAUGAGAAGGAGCUUGCACCGCCGUUUAUUACUCAAAGGGCCAGGGGGAAGUCAUGGAGCUAUUCUCAUACCCCCGAGCCUGGGGUGAAGGAGAAAAAUGUGAACGAGCUGAAAGAAUCUAUUGUGGAUGAUAGCGAAACCCCAGCUGAGCCUUUGGAGCAUGCGCUUCUGCGCGACCUUCCCUAUAAUCUGCAGGGCAUAUCUUCCUUGAACUUGAAGUUUUCAUCGCCGUCAGUCUUGACAUUACCCCCAUCUAUCCCGAUUCCAAUGGUUUCACUCUUAAACACUCUUUCCGAGCCGUGCCUGCUGUACAAAGGUCUAUCAAGUUUUGUCGAAAAGUCGGACGGGGGCCUAGUCAUACAGAGCUUGCGCGCCGCGAUUGCGAGUGAGCUUCGUUCUUACUUGGGCUUGGUUGCUACACUGGAGGGUGAGACUCGACGGGCGCUGGCCGCAGCUGGAGAGUCGGGUGAGCUAAAGAGUAUGCUUAAAGGCGGAGUUACAUUGCGACGGUUUGUGGUGUGGACUAGGGAUGCCACGAUGGCAUUGCGAUUAAUGUGUCUAAUCGUCGAAGAAGCUCAAGACAAAAAGGGAGGCCAGUUGAUCUCUUUAAUUCACGGCUUCUCAAGCUCUCAUGGGGAUCCGUUUGUCUGCGCCUUUGCUGAGAAGCUCCUUACUCAUAUCACCCGGCCAUUCUACGAUAUGCUGCGGCUGUGGAUAUACGAUGGCGAGCUGUCAGAUCCGUAUCGCGAGUUCUUCGUUGUGGAGCCGGAGUUCAGACCGAGUACAGAUCCGCGCCGCAUUGCGUCCAGUGUCUGGGAAGACAAGUACAAGCUGGACGACGAUAUGGUGCCGUCGAUAAUUACCCAAGAGUUCGCCAAGAAGAUAUUUCUCAUUGGGAAGUCGUUGAACUUCAUCCGGUACGGCUGCGGCGACUCUGCGUGGGUUGAAGCCUACUCGAAAGAAGCGUCCAAAGAAUUGCGAUACGGCGACACGGCUAGCUUGGAGAUAUCUAUUGAUGAAGCUUACAAAACUACCAUGGCACGACUCAUCCAUUUAAUGGACGACAAGUUCAAACUGUUCGAUCAUCUCAGGGCGCUGAAGAAGUAUUUGCUGCUAGGGCAGGGUGACUUUAUUGCCGUGUUGAUGGAAUCGCUGGCCUCGAACCUUGAUCGUCCGGCAAACUCUCAAUACAGGCAUACUCUGACUGCACAGUUGGAGCAUGCAAUUCGGUCAUCAAAUGCUCAGUAUGACUCCCCAGACGUCCUCCGUCGCCUUGAUGCGCGCAUGCUGGAACUCAGCCAUGGUGAGAUUGGCUGGGACUGUUUCACCCUUGAGUAUAAGAUAGACGCUCCCGUCGAUGUGGUGAUUACCCCGUGGGGCUCUACGCAGUAUCUGAAGGUCUUCAAUUUCCUCUGGAGGGUGAAGCGCGUCGAGUUCGCCCUAGCUAGUACCUGGCGGCGAUUCAUGACUGGGGCCAGAGGGGUACUAGGCAGUGUUGACGAUAAAGUUGGUCCAGACUGGAAGCGGGCACGAUGCGCUGUCGCGGAAAUGAUCCACUUCAUCUGUCAGCUACAGAACUAUAUUUUGUUCGAAGUCAUUGAAUCCAGCUGGGAUCAGUUACAAGCUGCCGUCUCAAAACCGGGGUGUACCCUCGACGAUCUUAUCGAGGCGCAUACCAAGUAUCUUAACUCUAUUACACACAAGGGUCUUCUGGGAACAUCCUCCUCGUCGAGAAGCUCGUCAUCAUCGAAGCACCAGGAAGAAAGCUUCCUGUCGCAGCUGCACCAGAUUUUGAAAACCAUGCUUUCCUACAAAGACGCUGUUGAUGGACUGUAUUCCUUCUCCGUUGCAGAAUUUACCCGAAGGCAAGAGGUCAAUGCGAAGAUUGAAACGCGCACUGCCCAGGGACGAUGGGGUAUCACAGAACGUGAUUUAUUCCCUCCUGGCCGGCGCAUGCACACGCGGCAGAGCUCACUGUCUUCACCUUCUUCUCUUAUCGCCACACCGAUCCUCUCCAAUGCGCAAGAUGAUGUCGACACGCCGUCUUCCCUCGCCAAUCCUGACAUGUCCGCAGACGACCGGAUGCUUGCUUCUUUACGUAUUCGACUCCGGGAUCUCUCGGCGGAGUUCCGUGCACGAUUGAACGUUCUCCUAGGAGAUCUCGCGUAUCAACCGGAUGUCGAUAUGCGGUUCCUCGGCGUCGUCAUGAAUUUUAAUGAUGUGUACCAGCCGGUCCGACGGAAGAGAGCACCAGCCUCGAGUUCAAGAGAUAAGGAUAAAGAUCGGGCAAGACGGAAGCUCGCUGCGUCUGGAUCUGGGUCUGGGUCUGGUGGAAGUGUGGCAGAUGGCAGGGGGAUGAAGAAAGAGAGCACGAACACAAAGGAUACUGGUGUUACUGGGAAGGGGAGUCCAGCUGGAGCAGGUUCUUAAACUUCAGCUUUCAAAGGAAUAUUUUUAUAAUUGCUCACUUUCUAGAUGGGUGCUGAUGGGAUAUAGUGAUGAUUUCAUGAUGUUCAUUCCAUAUCCAAGGGGGGUUGGAGGCGUUCUGUUCUGCCCUGUUCUUCUUUUCUUCUGCUUUGCCCUUAAUUUCUGAUUCUAUCUAUUGUAUUAUUUGUGCAUAUAUCAAUAGAGUUGAGGAGAAUUAUUAGAUUCUUGAUAUUUAGCUGGAU